AUGCCUCCAUAUAAGAAAUUCGAACGUUUUCUUAGUCAGCCUGAUGGUAAUGGUAAACGAAUUAAACUUUCUCGAUCAAAUUCAUUACAACAUGUCACUCCUUGUGGAAAAAUUGCUAUUGUUGGCGUUGGAUCGCGUGGUUUAACUAUUCUAGAGCGUCUGACAGCCAUUUAUGAUGAACAACUUCAUUAUUAUGAAUUGGAUAUUUAUUUAAUUGAUCCUGGACGGUAUCAUGGUCAAGGUGUUCAUUCGUCAGAACAAAGUGACAAUUUAUUAAUUAACACAGUAGCAUGUCAAGUGACUAUGUUUGGUGAUGAAUCAGUGCUCAAUUGUGGACCAAUGAGAAAGGGGCCAUCACUGUUUGAAUGGGCUAAAAACAUCAACAAUGAACAAUGUAAAGGAAGGGAAAUCAAAGAAAAUGAUUAUCUAUCACGCGCAUUACUUGGUAAAUAUUUAAAGUGGUGCCAUGAUGAACUUGUAAAUAAUUUGCCCAAAGGUAUCCGUGUACAUCACUAUUAUGAAACGGUGAAUGAUCUUCAGCGAUUAAAUGAUGGUCGCCUGAAAUUGUUUCUAGCAAAUGAUUGUACACUUUAUGUUGAUUGUGCAAUAUUGACUACAGGUCACGGACAGAAUUUUCUGGACAAUGAAGAAAACAUAUAUACAAAAUUUGUAGAAGAAUGUUGUUCAAUUAAUCCUCAUUUAAACUAUUUUCGUUCUUAUCCACUAAACCAACUUCAGUCCAUUGAUAAACAUGCGAAAAUUGCUAUUCAAGGAUUGGGUCUUUCUUGUCAUGAUGUUCUAUCUGAAUUGACUUG
Messenger RNA from Didymodactylos carnosus, 815 nucleotides. Lineage: Eukaryota; Metazoa; Rotifera; Eurotatoria; Philodinida; Philodinidae. The record is from the annotation of a GenBank genome assembly.